Molecule: messenger RNA, 3636 nt
Organism: Cucumis sativus (cucumber)
Lineage: Eukaryota; Viridiplantae; Streptophyta; Magnoliopsida; Cucurbitales; Cucurbitaceae
Exons: 3
Coding region: 599-3313 (904 amino acids)
Source: RefSeq, a predicted model, not a curated record
UGCAACCGUCAGAUUGAAAACGAUGCAACCUCUUCUUUCAUUUCGCUCUCACUCACAAACACUCUCUUAUAAUUACCUUAUUACCCUUCCCUUCACCAUUUUCCUCCCCCCAAUUUUACUCACUCACUCAACAUUCAACAACAACUCCCAUACCCAAACUCCCCUUCUCUCCCUUCUGGAUUCUUGCGCCUUCAGAAUCUUUUCCCCCAUUAUUCUCCCUGCUUCUUUCCUCACACUUCCUCCUCAUAACCCAAACCCAUUGGGAUCCUCACGAGAUAGAUUCUUUCAUCACCAACUUCCAACCUCUCACACCUACUACUUCUACUACUUUGCUAAAUGCUGGAGUCGACCACCACCGACACGCCUUUUCUUCGCUUUGCCAUUUUCAGGUUUUUGGAUUUUCAUUUCCUGUCUACUCCUCCUGCACGACCUCUUUCAUUUGAGCUUCAACAGAUUUUUUUCAAGACGGCUAGUCCUGUUGGUGAUCUUGUAUUUUCAUCUAAUAUUGAAGUGAAGGCUUGACCUUGAAAUGAGCUAUAUCCAAAUAAAGUAGGAACACUGCAAAUACAGCUGGACUUUACUGAACCUAUAUGGUUACAUGGAACAGUUUGAAAUUGAAAAAUAUUCAGAUGAUCAACAAUCCUUGGGUACCUCUGGGCGAGUUUCUCUGUGUGCUACAAACCAAAAUUUAAAGCUGCACGAGAAGUUCAAAAAAGAAAGGCAUAGCUUUACAUAUGGUGACGUCCAUGAUUGCCCUUAUAAAACUUCAAGAAAUCAUCAGAAGGAUGAAAUUUCAGGAAAGAUAACCAAGAAGGAUGAAAUUGUGAGAUACAUGUCAAAUUUACCUUGCUAUCUAGAACGUGGUGAACACCCUCAGGAAAAAGUUCUUAGUGUGGGGGUUCUCAACUGGGGGCGUCUUGAAAAAUGGCAGUAUGGUCACAAACAAUUAUCAAGCAGAAGUAGCUGGAAUCCAACAGUCAGAAGUAACGGAUCUUCAUCCUCUUCAUCUGAUAGCUUUUCUCCCCACUUUGGCAAAGAUCACAUCAUUCCUCGUCCAAGAUUACAUCGGCCUUCACUCUAUUCUCACCUGUUAGCUUCUCCUCAUUCUCAAUUUGUUAGAUCCUAUGGAGAAAGUGAUGAAAAAGACAAAGAUCUUAAAUUUGUCCAUAGUAACACCUUAAAAGGCCAAAGCAAGUCCAUAAAAAGCAACCAGCAUUCAUGUAAAUCUGAUCGGGAAGUAAAGAUAAAACAGGCAGACAGAGCAGGUCCAGAGACAGAAAUUCUCCAAGAAUGCAAAACUCUGCCAGAUGUGCUAAACUAUGAGGUUGCAUCUUCUCAAUGUGGGGAGCUUAUUGGAGCAGAUAAGUCUCAUGCACAAAAAGAUUCUGCGGAUGAGCACGAUGUGUUGGAAAGGCCUGAAGCAAUUGUCCUUUUGCCCUGCAGCUUAGUGAAAAUGAAUGAUAAACAAGUCCCCGAGCUUUCAGAUUCUACAUUCUUGUUAAGUCUACGGUCCAACAAAGCAAGUCAGCAAUGCUCAAUGAGGAGGUCAACAGCGAGUUUCUCUCCAGAGCUCAACUGCAAGAUCCCAAACUCAAGCAAAGCACCUUGUGAAGUUAAUGGAAAUCAGUUUCCACUAAAGCAAAAUUGUUCCACAAAUGCAUCCAGUAAUUCUCGCUCUGUAUCCAGGUCAGCUAAAGCAGGAUGUAGUCCAUGCAAAUCUAGAGUAUCUGCAGCAGAAACAUCAGAUGUUACACCUUUAAGUUCAGUGGUCAUGGAGGCAUCUAUUGGAUUGGAUCUGAAAGCAAGCACAGUUACUGUUGAAAAAGCAAGAAGCCCUUCACCCUUUAGUCGAUUAAGCAUCAGCAUGGGUAGGAGACGUAAAAGUUCCAAUUCCGUGGGGAAUUCCUGUGCUAGUGUUCAAGGUUCAGCUCACAUAUCUGUCCAAUCUGGAUCCGAGAAUGCUAUGCCUUCAGCUUGUUUGAGUGAGUUGAGAAAUGAUAAACCCAUCAAUACAAGCAGAGCUAGUUCCAGCCCUCUUAGAAGGUUGCUGGAUCCUUUACUAAAGCCAAAGGCUGCAGUAUAUCAUCAUGCCGUAGAGCCUACAGAGAAAGACUUACAUGAUGUGCCUGAUAAAAUAUAUAACAGACAGUCAAAUUCGUCAACCUUACAAUCAAGGAUGCUUAAGCUAGACAUGGGCAGAUGCAGGAAAAUCAGUGUCAACGAUACAGCUCUGGACAAGAAGCAGGGAUCUUCUGUAGUUCAUGCCCUUCUGCAAGUUGCAUUUAAGAAUGGUUUGCCUUUGUUCACUUUUGCGGUCGACAAUGUUUCCAACAUUCUUGCAGCCACGGUGAAGUUAACCAGUUCCAGAAAAGGGACAGUUAGCCAUGUCUAUACCUUCUUCAUUGUUCAGGAGGUUAAAAGAAAAACUGGAAGUUGGAUAAAUCAAGGUAGCAAGGGGAAAGGUCGUGAUUAUGUCUCCAAUGUCAUUGCACAAAUGAAUGUUUCUGAUUCAGAAAUUUCCCGGGUGACCAGACCAUAUAAUCCUUCUACCAGAGAGUUUGUGUUAUUUUCUGUGGAUUUGAAACAGGGAGAUCACCAGACCUCAGAUUUCCUACCAAACGAAGAGCUAGCUGCUAUAAUUGUCAAAAUACCCCCCAAAAUCAAGCAAGGCACUGCCACUGAUGAGGUUAAAAUAAAUACUAACAAAAAUUUGACCAAGGGUGGAUCUAGAGAAUGUUUUCCUCAUUCCAAGGUUAGUGAGCCGGUUCAGCAUCCUGCUGGUAGUGAGUCCUUUAUUAGUACAACUGUUUUACUCCCAAGCGGUAUCCAUAGCCUCCCGAGUAAAGGCGGACCUUCAUCACUAAUUGAGCGUUGGACUUCUGGUGGAUCAUGCGACUGUGGGGGCUGGGAUUUAGGUUGUAAACUCAGGGUUUUUGCCAAUCAGAACCAAAUAAUCGAGAAAUCAAGUUCUUCUCAACCUGUUCCACUAACAGAUCAAUUUAAGCUUUUCCCUCAGGAAGGAGUACAAGAAAACCAUUGCGUCUUGAGCCUGGCUGCUUUCAAAGAUAUGAUAUACUCAAUUGAGUUUGAUUCUUCUUUGCCACUUCUGCAAGCGUUCUCUAUUUGUCUGGCAAUGAUAGACUGUAAGAACUCAUCCGAACUUUCAGAAUCAAGUAUCUUAUUUGAAGCAAAAACUUCUGGAGAAUCAAAGUUAAUGCAUAAUGAUAGAUUGUGGACUACUAAUCUUGGUGAAAGAGAGGAUCCUGCAGAACACAUAUCUUGUCCGCCACUUUCUCCUUUUGGAAGGGUCUAGCUGGAAACCUGGACUUUGUUGGAUGUGUAAAUGAUUUCAGGUACACAUUUCCAGGCCCGGCAAUCACAUUUUAUUCUUGUUGAUCGGGACCUUUCACAGAUAGAUCCAAAACCUGAAGGACCUUUUGUUAGAUCCAAAACCUGAAGGACCUUUUGUUUCUAGAAUGCUCUGUUCAAUAGUGGUCAGUCUAUACAUAGUCUAAGGUCUUUGUAACUUUCAAUAUUUUUUUUUGGUUAACAAUAGAGGAAAAAUAUAGUAUGUACUUUUAAGGGAAGUAAUCAAUAUCCAUCUAAGUGUGCAUAUUCAUGAGUAGAUUGUGUAAA